Syngnathoides biaculeatus (alligator pipefish) is the source of this 5458-nucleotide messenger RNA. Its product is annotated as zinc fingers and homeoboxes protein 2-like. The record is from RefSeq and is a predicted model, not a curated record. Lineage: Eukaryota; Metazoa; Chordata; Actinopteri; Syngnathiformes; Syngnathidae. Gene Ontology annotation, molecular function: DNA-binding transcription factor activity, RNA polymerase II-specific; DNA binding. The transcript has 16 exons. The coding region runs from base 1374 to 4031 and encodes 885 amino acids. Gene Ontology annotation, biological process: regulation of transcription by RNA polymerase II. Gene Ontology annotation, cellular component: nucleus.
GAAGAAGGUUGUAAGAGAAGAUAAUGACUAAUAUGAUGUGUUUCAAAUGGGACAAAAGUACUUGUAAUAAGUAAUAUGCUUUCCGGGGAAGAAGUAACAACUGGUUCUCUCCUUCUCAUCACUUCUGCUUUUCAGGGUUCCAAGAGGAGAUGUAGGACAGGUCGGUUCAAAGCAACAACAACAAAAAUACUAAUAACAUUCAACUUUGUGAUACCGGUCUCAAAACUUGAGGCCCGUAACAGAGACAACACCCAAGUGCCGUGAGCACAACAACAACAACAACAACAACAGUUUCCAGGCGCCAAGGGUCAGUUCUUGUGUGUGCGUGUGCUGCACGCUCAGAGGACGCUAAGGGGAGAAGGGAAGUGCAGGAAGCGGGCAUUGCUUGUGAAAGCCACGCCCCUCGCGAUGAUUUCAUAUUCAAUGAGGUCGGAACAGACGAAGGCAGACAUCAGCACAGUGACAACACGGACUUCAUUCAGCUAAACACCGGCCGACAUGCUUCAUGGAUGUGUCGGUACAUCCUCUGUCAGCCAGGUAAAAGAGUUGCUCCACUUUCUAUCAGCCUCCCGCGAACUUUGCAGGUCUCCGGAAGCACCAAGCCGCGAUGGAGGGAUGCCGGUGCGGCAUGCAAAUACGUACUCUGACGUCGGCGAUCAUGUGGCUUUUGGCGUAGAGCCUCCUUGUGAUCGUCGAUUUUUCCCCACUCCUGUCGCCUGCCUAGCUACUGGAGCUACACUGUUUUGAAAAGAUUUUCGCGCAUUCUGCCGCUUUGGGAUUGUAACGCACGCUACUGGAGCAUCGCGACGGGACGGUGGACAGAUUUCAAGUUUUGGAGGAGGCAAGGAGAGACAGAGAGCGUUCACUGACAGACAGACUCACUGCACUGCAUCACGUCAGCCACGGGCACAGCAAAACCACCCCCAAUGAUAGCGUGAAGAGACAAUUCGCAUGUGAGGAAGGCACAUAGUGACAGCUGUUCAUCAGUGCAUUUGCUGCCACCUUCUGACUCCCUUAAAAUGACGGCCACACUCCUAUAAAGCAACAGCUGCACUAAAAGCAAAGAAAGAAAAGAAAUCCCGGUGGUGUCCUGUCAUGCAUUUUCAUGACCUCAUCUUGCUGUGGAGCUGACACUGUCAGCGCGACGAGCUCAGAACUUCACCCUCUACUGCUCCGUUCUCUGGAGCCACUCAUCGUGACCCAGGGGUGGCUCCGCUGUUCAAAAAGUCUUACCCGUCCACAGUACGUCAGUCCUCCUUGCAAGUUGCAACAUUGGGCAGUUGUCCUGUCUUGCUAUUUCCCCAGUCAUAGUUUCCAGGAUAUUUGGCCAAGUAAAAAGUGCAAGGAGCCCUCCCUCAUUAUUCAUCAUCAUCAUGUCUAGCCGGCGGAAGGCUUCCACCCCCUGUAUGAUCCGACCACAAGAGACCAUGGUGGAGUUGGAUGAUAAUGAAGAGACAACUGAGAACCACACUGAGAAGGAUGCUAUGGAAACUGAUCCAUCUGUUGACCUAGACCUGACGGGGAAGACCUCUGACUCCUCAGCAGCACCUGACAUUCCAACAUCUGAGUCAUCAGACAGUUCCAAGCCUUCAUGUAAACAGCAAAGGGGCUAUGAGUGCAAGUACUGUACCUUUUCCACUCAGAACCUCAACACAUUCAAAGAACAUGUGGAUGCCAACCACCCCAACGUCAUCCUCAACCCACUGUAUCUGUGUGCUGUCUGUAAUUUCAACACAAAAAAGUUUGACUCCCUGACAGAACAUAAUGAUAGAAAUCACCCAGGGGAAAGCAACUUCAAGUUUAAACGCAUCAAAAUGAACAAUCAGACCAUCUUGGAACAGACAAUAGAGGGCAGCAGUAACAAUGCAGUUAUUUACAAUAGUUCUGGUGCUGUAUCCAGUAAAGCAGAGGGGCAGGGCACUGUGCCCCAAGGCAAAGCCACCGCAUUUAAGAUCGGGAAACAAAAAGCAAUCUCUUCAGAUAAUAAACGGACGGAGCCUCAUUUGUGUAAACUCAACCCCGACUUGACUAAGAAAGCGAUCACAGCACUCAAUGUCAACGGGACCGUAAUCAUCCCAGAGUCGACUCUCCUCAAAGCUGAUGGCCUUUCUCACAUCAUGCCUUCCCUGCAGCGGCCUGUAAACUACACCCAGGUGCCAAAGAUCGCUAUUCCCCUCAACACAACCAAAUACAACCCUUCUCUGGAUGACAACCUGACCCUCAUCUCUUCCUUCAACAAAUUCCCAUACCCGACACAAGCUGAGCUCUCUUGGCUGACUGCAGUCUCAAAACAUCCAGAGGAGCAAAUUAAAGUGUGGUUCACCACACAGAGGCUUAAACAGGGUAUUACCUGGUCACCGGAGGAGGUGGAGGAAGCACGAAAGAAGAUGUUCAAUGGUACAAUCUCGUCUGUGCCUCAGACCUUCACAGUUGUAACGCCUCAUCUUACUACUCAGUCAUCCGCCAAUCCAUCAUCAGUAACGACCACAGUAUCCAAAUCGGUGCAGCCUGCGGCCUCAGUUCUCCAGUCCGUUCCCUGUCAGCUCGUGGGACAGACUAGCUUGGUGCUGACUCCUGUUGCCAACGGCUCUACUGUCACAUGUGCACCACUGGCACUCACCUUGGCUAACCAGGUUGCCCAGUCACUAAAACGCCCCUUGGCCUCACCCUCUACUGCCUCAGAGAAUAAACGGCCCUCCAUCAUUCAAGCCAUAUCUGCGCCUAUCGCCACAUCCAAGAUGGCAUCGCCCAAAGUGUUAAAUUUCACCGCAGACCCCAACAAAACAGCCGAGCAGCUCUCAGUGCUCCGGUCCAGCUACAUGCAGUGUCCUUUCCCAGAGGAAGAAGAGAUCUACAGGCUGAUAGAGACCACCGGGCUGUCCAGAGGAGAGAUUAAGAAGUGGUUCAGUGAACAAAGGCUCCUUAAUCUCAAAGGUGUUCCUCCUCCCCCACUGCUGGUGAAAGCUGAUGUGACUCCCGUAACUAAAGAUGGACCUGUGAGAAAAGCAGUCCCGAGCCACUUCCCGCUGCUGGAGCGGGUGAAGGGGAAGUCCUCGGAGCAACUAAAUGCACUUGAGGAGAGUUUCCAGAGAAGCAGUAGUCCGACAGACACUCAGCUUGACCAAUUGGCCCAGGAGACCAGGCUGUCCAAGACCGAGGUAGACUGCUGGUUUUCUGAGCGCAGGGCGCUCAGGGACAACAUGGAGAAGGCGUUGCUCAGCGUGACCAAGAACACGGAUGACAAAGGCGACAGGCCUGGCGUAUUGCUCAAUGGUUCGUCUCAUCGCGAGCACGAUGGGAAAAUUCUCCAAUCAUCGGCUCUCCCACAGUUCCUUUCUUCUUCGUCGUCAUCCUCAUCCUCCCCUCCUAUGCUUGCGGCCUCGUCCCCUCAUCCUCCAACCUUGUCUGUCUCCGCUUCUCCUCCCAUCCUUAAUUCAUCCUCGUCAUCCUCCUCUCCACAUCCUCCCAUCCUUUCUGUCUCGACGAGCCCUGCUCACAUCCCAAGUGGCUCCCUCACUCUGCUGCGAGAGAUGUUCUGUCGGACCCAGUGGCCAACGCCUGAAGAGUACAGCCAGCUGGAGGGGCAAACAAGCCUGGGCCGCACUGACAUUGUCCGCUGGUUUAAGGAACAUCGCUCGGCCCUUAAGAACGGUGAGACCUUGGACUGGUUGGAACCUUACCAGAGCCAAAAAGAACAGCAGAAAUCGGGACAAGAGCAGAAGAUGGAUGACUCUGACAGACAACAGCAAAGUGUACCAAUGGAAGGAAAAGUGGAGGAGAAAAUAGCAGAAGCAGCAUCAACGGAGAACUCCAAGAUGUCCAACCCAGACGCAGUACAGUGGUUGACUGAAAAACUCACUCACAGUGUGUCAGACCUGGGCCAGGCCACUUCCAAUAUUGCUGAACAAGGAAGGUGGGUUCAGGUGACAGUGGCUGUGGGGGAAGACAGUGAGACAGGAUUACAAAGACAGAGACUGGCAGCGGAUGCUGACGUCUUGACCUUGGAGCAACCUGGGAGGGUCACGGGCUGAUGAUGAUGUGAGUCCAUACAAAAGCUACAAAGAAGGCAACGUAAGACACAGAUGCCAAAAGUGGAAGUGGGGUCGUAUCCCCAUGCCGGUGGUGCGGUCACAAAGUAGGAUGGACGUCUGCUCAUCUGUCUGUUCCCUGACGUGUUGUGUAGAUGCUUGCUUGUAGAGGAGUGCCAAAGCUGGACUUAAUGAUUCAUUUUGGGGGGGAAGAAGUAUCCAUGUAAAUAUUUUUUCAGGAUUGCUAAAAAUGUUUGUACAGUUGUCCUGGAAGGGCAUGUUUUUUUUGUUGUACUUGUUUUUUUUAAAGACUUGUGCCCAAUACUUAAAAUGUUUGUGUUGUUGUCGCUAAAUGUGUGUGCGCGGGGGGAGGAGCUAUUUGCUGAAAAUGAAUCCUAUUUUGAAGGAAAAUUUAAUCUGCUUCUGCUUAAUAGAGUCCCCCCUCUUUUUUUUUUUUUUUUGCUUUUUUUAUAAAUGGCACUUGUAUUACUGUAAGGCUUUCUUGCGCUCGGCUGCCUCGUCUCCAGCUAGAAUCUUUCUCUAGCGCCCUCAGCCCCUUACAAAAGGAGUCUCUGAGAAUGUUCUUGAAGGGAAGUGAGUGAGAGGGAAUGGAUUGUGGGAGUGCAAGCUUGGCCUUGCUGCUGGCAAGGGAGCCCGAUGUUUGCCACUGAGCCACACGUGCAGACCAAAACAAACUGCAUUAGGCCAUUGAAUGAUAGAAUGCACCAACUUGUAUCUUUUUGAAUCAGUUGAUGUGCUCACGCACCAGUACCAGAGGCAAUAACUGUAGAAUGUUCGUAUUUCUGUCCUACUAAUGUUUAAAGACAAAGUCUGUCUGAUCACACCGUGCUGCCUUUUCAGCUCUUUCCACAUCAACUGAUGAAGAUGAUUAUCAUAAGGAUGGGGGGGGGGAAACACUUGUUUUUGACUGAAUUUGCAAGAUUGAGAAGAUUAUUGACUGACGAUUAAACAACUAAAGCAGUUCCAAGUGUGACUCUUGUUCAGCUGUGAAUUGUAAACGUCUCGUCCGCUUUCGCCUUUCCGGAUUUGUCCUCAGAUGGCAGUUGGGGACUUUGGUUAUUACUGUACAGUCUUUUCAAAUGCGCUAGCUCCAAUGGCAAUUUUUCUUUUACACGUAAGAUUAAACCUGUGUUGACUGCCUUAUCUUUUUUUUCUUUUACUUGUACUCAAGAUUGAAAGGGAUAUUGUGUAUUUUGUCCAGUUGCAUCCUCAUGCAUUACGUGUGCAAGCACUGCUCGAGAUACACUCCUUUCUAUAUAAUGCUGGUUUGAAAAGCAGAAUCUACUUUUUUGCAUCUUAAAUUUCAUGUUCAAGCAUAUUCUGGCAUCUGGUUGGCUUCUAAAGAAUACUGCCUGCAUUUUUAUUUUCUACUUUAAAUCUGCUCUAACUGAAUAAAUACACAAUGCUGG